CAGAGGAUCUACUUCCUGCUUGUUUGUUUGCAAGAGAUGUGGUCGCUCUGGUGACGUAAGACAUACAGAGAGAGGUCGCUCUCAGUUUAAAGGGAUCUCUGUCACAAGCAGAAACAGUGUUGUGGUGCUCACCCCUGCAGAGACAGAUCACAACAUUAAACAGAAAAGGCAUGAAUGCUUUCAGUUCAGGUGAAGGUUUGAAGUGUUUACAGCAAUGCAGAGUGUUUGUGAGUGUGUGCGUGUGUGUCUGGGUUCCAGGUGCUGUCCCCAGUGUAACCCGAGCUGGACUUUAUUAAUAAAUAAUGCAUCUGAACCAGUCAGCUCGGACGGUAUGUAGCCCCAGCUUCUCCUGCCAUUCGCCCUCCGAAGGACAGACACAGGCAGCCUCACUGCAGCAGCAGCUUUCCCAACUUCAGGAUUCAGUUUCAGCUAUUUCUGUUUCGUCCUGUCGUCUGGAUCGACGCCGACAGCCAUGAAUCCUGAAUAUGACUACCUGUUCAAGCUGCUCUUGAUCGGUGACUCCGGAGUGGGGAAGUCGUGUCUGCUCCUUCGCUUUGCAGAUGACACUUACACAGAGAGUUACAUCUCCACCAUCGGAGUCGACUUUAAGAUCAGGACCAUCGACAUGGACGGGAAGACGGUGAAACUACAGAUUUGGGACACAGCAGGGCAGGAGAGGUUUCGAACCAUCACCUCCAGCUACUACAGAGGAGCUCACGGCAUCAUCAUUGUGUACGACGUCACAGAGCAGGAGUCCUUUAACAACGUGAAGCAGUGGUUGGACGAGAUCGAUCGUUACGCCUGUGAAAACGUCUCCAGGCUGCUGGUGGGGAACAAGUCCGACCUCGUUAGUAAGAAAGUGGUGGACGCUGCUACUGGACAGGACCUGGCCUCGUCUCUAAAGAUCCCCUUCCUGGAGACGAGCGCCAAGAGCUCUGAUAACGUGGAGAAGUCCUUCCUCACCAUGGCCUCUGAGAUCCACAAGCGCGUGGCCACUGAAGACGGGGGCAUGCAGGGUGACGGGAAGGAGACCAGGGCCCAGAACCCUAAGAUCAACAGCGCCCCCUUGUGGCUGGGAGGGGAAAAACAGACGCAGGAUGCCAGUAACUGCUGCUGAGCAGGAGAUCUCACUGUGCUGACAUGAAUGCUAUGAUAUGUACAUUUUCCAGAAGAGGAGGAAGUAUCUGAUUUUAAACACAUCCAUAGUAUCUGGACUGUGUGAAUGUUUUAACAUGUUUGCUAUUGAUGUAAAAUAUGACUUUUCUGGAUUUAGCGUGACGAGAAUAUAUAUUUUCUGAGGUUGAUAUUUUUAAAUUGAAUGCACGAUGACAUCACUGUUUUAUUAAAGCACAGAUGACCAAAAGUCAGCCGUUUGAACAACAAAGAAAAUACGAAUUUAAACAUUCAGGACGAGUUUUAUAUCCAGAGGUUUGUCCUCAGUGUCAUAACUUUACCUCAAGAUAAAAAGACAACAAGAGGAGUCUCAAUAUUUAAUGACAUUAGUUCUAACAUCCCAUGAAGAUAGUGUACUUUGAUACAGCCUGAGCUGUUGCUACAGAUGAAUGUUGGACCUCAUUCCCCUUAAGGAUAACACUUUGAUUUAUUGUAUUUAUCAGAUUCUGUUGUGUUUUGUUUAUGUCAAUAAAGAAAAAUAGAUUCUCAUGCA
Messenger RNA from Notolabrus celidotus (New Zealand spotty), 1666 nucleotides. Its product is annotated as ras-related protein Rab-1B-like. The transcript has 6 exons. Gene Ontology annotation, biological process: protein secretion; regulation of exocytosis. NCBI's taxonomy places the organism in Eukaryota, Metazoa, Chordata, Actinopteri, Labriformes, Labridae. Gene Ontology annotation, molecular function: GTP binding; GTPase activity. The record is from RefSeq and is a predicted model, not a curated record. Bases 473 to 1117 code for a protein of 214 amino acids.